GUUUCCCCGGGGUCAUUGAGUUCCUGUAUAGGAAAGCUCUUAAAAUGUAUUCUACAGUCCUGUAGCCUGAUCACUGUCUCAAAGUUUAAGGUAAAACGUCAAGUUACUCAAGUAGCCUACACGAAGCCACAACGCAUUGGUGGUAGUAAAACUAUCCAGUGCAGCAAUGACAGAUUAACGUCUUGCACCAUAGUUAUCAAUUUAAUUUUGAUUUGUUGUUGAAGUUGAUUCCUAUAAACAUUUAAUUUAAAAAUGUUUUAUUUUUCCUGAAAAUUUGAAUCCAAUAUGCAGAUUGAAAAAAAAAAAAUGAUAUUAAGAACCAAAUUUAAGGUACCUCAGCUGAUUUCAGUGUAACCACUAUUCCACCGCCUGUGUAGCUAAAUUAUAUGUGUUGGAAGUACAGGCGGAGUAAUGAGUGCAACUGCCUGUCCGCACUUUCUAAUCUAGAAGGAAAUUAUUUUGUCUGAUUUUGGUAUAUUCUACUGAAGCUGUGAAGUUACCUGAUGGCAGACCUAAGGACAUUUAAUGUUGUCAUAUUGGGAAUCGGUUUCCUCCUAAUAUUUACUGCUUUUACAACAUGCGGAAACAUUGAACAAACCAUCAUUAAAAGCCUAGCAAAUGAAAGCUUUGUGGGAAGUGGCUAUCAUAGUCUUGGUAUUAUAUAUGGGGUUUUUUCAGCUUCAAAUUUGUUAGCCCCCACUGUUGUAGCAAUAAUUGGACCACGAUCAACUUUAAUUCUCAGUGGUGUAAUUUACAGUUGCUAUAUUGCUGUGUUCAUCAGCCCAACAACAUGGUCCUUGUACUUCACCUCAGUUCUCAUUGGUAUUGGAGCAGCAAUGCUCUGGACAGCUCAAGGAAAUUAUCUUGUGCAGAACUCCAGUGUUUCAACGAUCAACAGGAACGCAGGAGUAUUUUGGAGUCUUUUACAGUGCAGUAUGCUUUUUGGCAAUCUGUAUAUCGUUUUAGAUUGGAAUGGAAAAACUGAAAUUACAGAGAGUAACAGGAAGACUAUAUUUGUGAUUCUAUUGGUCCUCUCAAUUUUGGGAACGCUGAGCUUCACUGUGCUGAGAAAGCCCUCGCUACAGGAAGAAAUUUUGUCUGAAGAAGAAGGGCGAUCAUUGAUUUCAAUUCAUGUGAAAUAUAUGCAGAGAGCAACUUCUGCUGUCAAUGAAGCCAAGUCUGAAUUAAGAACAAUGCUGCAACUAUUUCAGACUAGAGUUAUACUCCUCUUAAGUUCCUGCAUGGCAUACAGUGGACUGGAGCUGACCUUCUACAGUGGCGUGUAUGGAACCUGCAUUGGUGCCACAACCCAUUUUGGAAAGAAGGCCAAAAGCUUGAUUGGGCUCUCUGGGAUUUUAGUGGGGAUUGGAGAGAUAGUUGGUGGAGGCUUGUUCGGGCUGAUGUGCAAGCAUAACCGCUUUAGACGCACUUCUGUUGUCAUCUUGGGAAUGGUGGCUCAUUUCAUUGCCUUUUACCUCAUCUUCCUCAGUAUCCCAAAUGAUGCCUCAGUGGUUGUUAAAACCAGCACACAGCAUGAGCCAUAUCUGGUCCCAAGUGUGCCAAUUGCCCUGCUGUGUAGUUUUUUGCUUGGACUGGGAGACAGCUGUUUCAACGCACAGCUUUACAGCCUUCUGGGAUGUGUGUUUGCUGAAAAAAGUGCAGCAGCAUUUAACAUCUUCAAAUUAAUUCAGUCCCUGUGUGCUGCAGGGGCAUUUUUCUACAGUGGGUACCUCCUGCUGUCCUGGCAACUUCUGGCCAUGGUGCUUCUUGGGAUUUCUGGAACUUUCUGCUUCUUCUUGGUGGAAAAGAUGCAAGAUGCACCCAUAGAUUUCCCGGAACAUUAACUUUUGUCUUCAUAAUUUAAAAUGUAAAUUUGCGCUACACUAAUCAUGUAACAUUGAAUUUAUUUUGAACUUUUUGAUAUUAUUCUUUUAAAGAACUGAAGUGUUAUUUACCUGCAGCACUACAAUUCAGCAUAUCGAAAUAAUCUUUGAACUAAAAUCAUGAUUACUUGAAGAUGGAAAUCAUUGCUUUGCAGAUUUGUAGUCUUGUAUGCCAUCCAUUCAAAUGCAUUUCACUUAGUUUUCUUGUUACAGUUGUAUAAAGCAUAAAGUAUUGCUGACCAAAUGUAAUAUCGUAAAUGCUUUGUUUUCUAGCCACUCAUUAUUUACCGUAUAUGCAAUUGUAUAAAACAUAAUUUCUU
Messenger RNA from Anguilla anguilla (European eel), 2203 nucleotides. RefSeq names its product UNC93-like protein MFSD11. The transcript has 13 exons. The coding region runs from base 504 to 1844 and encodes 446 amino acids. Lineage: Eukaryota; Metazoa; Chordata; Actinopteri; Anguilliformes; Anguillidae. The record is from RefSeq and is a predicted model, not a curated record.